Messenger RNA from Dacryopinax primogenitus, 1599 nucleotides. RefSeq names its product heme-dependent catalase. The record is from RefSeq and is a predicted model, not a curated record. Gene Ontology annotation, biological process: response to oxidative stress; hydrogen peroxide catabolic process. Gene Ontology annotation, cellular component: cytosol. The transcript has 3 exons. Bases 1 to 1599 code for a protein of 532 amino acids. Gene Ontology annotation, molecular function: catalase activity; heme binding. Lineage: Eukaryota; Fungi; Basidiomycota; Dacrymycetes; Dacrymycetales; Dacrymycetaceae.
AUGACUUCCACUACUGAGAAAGUACUUCAAACAGCUGUCGACUAUGCCACGGGUGGGAGCGCCAAAGCCCGUCAGUUAGCAAAUUACACUAUCGACGUCAAAGGCUGUCCCCUCACGUCCUACUUUGGCGUUCCUCAAGCUGACACGGACACGUCGCUCAAAGCUGGCUCCCGCGGCCCCACGCUGCUCGAGGAUUACCACAAUAGGGAGAAGAUCUCGCACUUUGACCAUGAACGGAUCCCUGAGCGCGUCGUCCAUGCCCGUGGUGCGGCUGCUCACGGCGAGUUCGUCUUGCAUACACCCAUCCCAGAGCUCACGCAUGCGGCUGUACUGAACGAUACCUCGCGUCGCACGCCCGUCUUUCUCCGUUUCUCGACCGUUGCAGGCUCCCGCGGGAGUGCGGACACUGUACGCGAUGUUCGUGGGUUCGCAGUGCGAUUCUACACCGAAGAGGGAAACUGGGACCUUGUGGGGAACAACAUUCCUGUAUUUUUCAUCCAGGAUGCGAUCAAGUUUCCCGACAUCAUCCACGCCGUAAACCCCGAGCCGCAUAACGAGAUCCCCCAAGCCCAGACGGCGCACGACAACGCGUGGGAUUUCUUCUCCCUCACGCCAGAGACCUCGCAUAUGCUCAUGUGGAUCAUGUCCGACCGCGCCAUCCCUCGCUCGUUCGCAAUGAUGAAUGGAUUCGGGGUACAUAGCUUUAUCCUCGUCAACGCCGAAGGAAGACGGCACUUUGUCAAAUUCCACUGGAAGCCCAGGCUCGGCGUCCAUUCGCUGGUCUGGGAUGAGGCUCUCAAGCUCUCCGUGGGAAGACCGUCCGCGCGCGGGGGAGGGAAAUUCUCCGAGUAUAUCUCCCAGGCGCAGCUGUUCUACAACUCGAUGAGCGACGUAGAGCGGGAGCACAUCACAAGCGCCUUUUCCUUUGAACUUGGCAAGGUUGAUGACACUGGUAUCCACGAGCGCAUAAUCACCCGGCUGGACGAGAUCGACCAUUCCCUCGCAGCCCGGGUAGCGAAGAACAUCGGACAGCCGGUCCGACGGAACACGUGCAAGAACCAUGGCAUGCGCUCGGCAUUCCUCUCCCAAGUGGACAUCAAAGAGCAGACGUUCACUGCCAAAGGCCGCAAAGUUGGCAUCUUCCUCCAGGACGGGUUUGAUACUGCGCCCGUGCUCGCCUUGCAGUCUGCACUCAAGUCCGAGGGCGUGAUGGCCAUGAUCGUCGGUCCGCGCAAGGGCAGUGUCCAAUCCGGAUCCACGUCUCUCAGCACACAGUUCACAUUCGAGACCUGCCGCUCGACACACUUUGACGCAACCUACGUUGCUGGCGGUUCCGGCGAGAACUAUUCCAAAGGCUUAAACACGGGCAGGCUGAUCCACGCGGUGCGCGAAGCGUACAUGCACCAAAAGCCCAUUGCCGUUUCCGGCUCGGCGGUCGAGUGGCUCCAACGGGUCGUACUACCCUCCGAGGUGAGCCCGGCGAUGGUUGGAGAGGGAAAUGUCAAAGUCGAGAACGGUGUUGUCUUCCUUGCAGGUACAGGUGAGAGCGCAGAGUUUGGGAAGACGCUGCUCGCGUUGGUUGCUAAGCAUCGCGUGUGA